Molecule: messenger RNA, 1426 nt
Organism: Racocetra fulgida
Lineage: Eukaryota; Fungi; Glomeromycota; Glomeromycetes; Diversisporales; Gigasporaceae
Source: the annotation of a GenBank genome assembly
AUGCCAAUAAUGGAUUUACAAAAAAGUAGUCAUAUGAUUAAGCAAAACAAUGAUACUGUUAACCCAGCAUCGACCGCAGCAUCAGGAAUUUUAUGUCCUACGACGCCAGUUUCUUUUACAACAACUGUAAAUUCAAGUGCAUCAACGACAGUAUCCACUGUUACUGGCUCAACCACUUCGUUUGUUACCAUCACAGGUCAACCAAUACCCAGUGUAAUUACGACCACGCUUCCUGCCAUAGAAUUUAAUCAACCUUUAAGAGCACGUAAUGAAACAAUACCAUAUCAAGCUUAUAAAGUUGCAUCAGAUUUUAAAAGUAUCACUUCUAAACGAGGAUUUUCUAAUUGUGGUGGUAUUGUUGAUAUCGAUGAUUUCCUUGCAUUAGAAUUUAAUCGUAUUCCCUGCUUUGGAGCAAAGAACGCAAGUCCUUGUACUUCAGAUAAUGUAAUUGAAUCUGGCGACACAUUUGAUGAAUCUAUAGCAAAAAAAGUUGGGGGAUUUCUAAUUAAAUAUGGAUAUUUUUCUUUAAUUGAAUCCCUUGGUGGUUAUGCAAUUUUGACAGUUCAAACUGGUGAUAAUGAUCCGUACCUUGCCUGCGCAAUGGCAAAGGUUGCUGACGAUGAUACUAUGGCUGAUUCUCUUGUUUCUCCAAGUGCUGAAACCGCUUAUACCGCUACUUCAGCGGCAGUGGGUGUAGUAUGUUUGGCCCUUGCUGCUGGUGGAGUCGUCACUGUUGCCACAGUAGGGACUGAUGCACCUCCUGAUAAUGCUUAUGAUGGGUGUGAUGGUGGUGGUGUUAAUGGUGUCAAUACAUAUCAAGGAGGAGGUGAUGGUGGUGGUGUCAAUGGUGUCAAUACAUUUCAAGAAGGAGGAGUUGAUGGUGGUGGUGUCAAUGGUGUCAAUACAAUUAAAGGAGAACAAUUCAAUAUACCUCAAGAAGAUGUACCGGGCAUAGGUGAUCAUCCGGCAACCGAAACUCCAUCACACAUACAAUACCCAUCGUUUUAUGACUUUAUAUUUUAUACCCAAUCGAUCAUUGCUACUGGAUGGCUCACGUUAAAUUUAACUUCUGAAUAUCGGAAAUUCACAUCAACGUUCUCAUGGGCAAUUGCACAGGGAUUUAUAAAUCUUAAUAUACUCGUUUCUGCCGCAAAUAAUUUACGUUACAACAUUUGUGGUACAAUUCUCAGUACGAACACGCAUGCAACAUCAGCUCCAGGAACUUGUGUGGACAGUGAAAAUGGAUACACAUUACCACCAGUAGGGUCAAAUUCUAGUCUUACAUUUAGUACUAAUACUAGUCCUCCUACAAGUAUGGCACAAACUGUCAAAAAUCCGUAUGGAUUUGAUUCAUACGCUCAUAUAAUUGGUAUUCCUGUGGAAGACCUUCCUUUUGUGUCAAUAAUUGGAUUCUUAGUUGUUACGG